CGGCGCCGCCGACGGAGCGCCGCCGACGGAAGCCAGUGGAAUCGAAGAAGAAAAGUAGCCACAAACAUAAACUUGUGGCGCUCCGCGCGGAUCUCUUGGAUCGGCGCUGGGCCCCCUGGCGGCGCCUCCGGCGCCGCCCCUGGCGCAGACCCAGCGCAGACCCAAGAAAUCCGCGCGGGGCGCCGAAAGUUUAUGUUGAUGACGUUUAUCUUCUUCUAAGGAAGGCUGACGUAAGCCAGCGGAAGUCACAGAUGCGUCCUCAAGAGAUGCCAAUUCUGGGGUGUUCUAGGCUUUAGAGCUGGCAAAGCCUACCGCAGCGUGGGAGGCUGGAUGCCCGACGGGCCUGGCGGGGUCCAGGGCAGCCAAACGGACCCCCCCGCAUGCCCAAGGCAGCAUUCAGUAACGCACAUGAUCCUAUGGGUCACUCCCCAAGGGCGCUCAUACAGUCGUGCAUCGCGGAUAGCGGGGCGCGAUGCGCGAAGUUUGGUGACCUAGAUCUUAUGGGUCUCGACGAUCUGAGUUGCUUCCGGGCUCGCGGAUGGUUUUGUCUCGCUGCCCCUGCGGCCUCUGGACAUUUCGGUGGCCGGUCGAACAUGGUGUGAGGAACGGCUGGAGCUUCUGGAGGAGUUGAUGGGCAUCGCUGCCGCGACCCCGCCAGCCAGAGGUUUCAGCCCCGACAUCGCAAAGGCGCUGCUCAACGGCCUACCGCCCGCCUCCGAGGUGGCCACCGGUGCGGAGACAGCAGAGGCCGCAUCCACCGGAGAUUUCCUGGUGACAAAGGUGGCAAUACCGCUGGAGCAGCGCGCGGACUUCGUGAAGUUCCUACCGCUGCGCAACCCACGGACACAGUCGCCGACUCCGACGUCGGGCCAGCAGACUCCCUCCACGCUCCUGAUGGCCGUUCAGGUAGACGGGACCAUGAGGCUGUUCACUCCUGAGGGCGAACCUACGUUGACGUUCUCUACGGAGCAUAGCGAGGACGUCGUCUUGGUCGCAGUCUCGCCUCUCCACGACGAGUACCUCGUGGCGUCGGCCGACGCUGGGGGCCUGGUCAGGGUGCAUAAGGUGACCGUGCGAUCGCGGCGUCUUUCCAAAGAGGAAAAGGGCGCUCGGAAGAGACUUUACGACGACCAGCUGUCGCAGUAUCUGGGGCUUCAGGUAAACGUGACGGUACAGUUUACCAAGCAGAUUAGGGUGUGGACCAAGAGGGAGCUUGGAGGCCGACAAGCGCCCAACCUCACGGCGAUGGCCCUAGCAUCCGUGCAGGGUACCAAGUAUUUCGUAGUGGGCGACUCCGAUGGGAGAAUCAGUGCCUUCACGCGCAACGGCACGCUCCACGCCCGCAUGCGCCCCACGAAGGCGCCCGUGGAAACCCUGCACGUGCACUUGGGAAACCUGUUGUGGAUGGCUAGCGGCAGCUGGGGGUUCGUAGAUCUGGACGCCAGGGAGACGAGACGCAUGGAUUGCCCGUUCUUCACGGGAAACGCCACAGCAGUGGCCGUGGACACCCACACCAACUCCAAGGUGGUCGUCGCAGAUGAUGGCGGCGGCGUUUGGGUCUACAGCCACAAGAAUAAGCGCGAGUGUAAGCUUGAGCACCGGUUCCCGCUCGGCGCGGUGCGCGACCCCGUGGACCUGGCCUCGGUCCGGGGCUUUGCCCUCGCGCUCGAGCGGGGCACGGAGGCGGGCGGGGCCUCAGGGGGCCGCUCGGCGGUGGUGGCGCUCAACAUGAGCCACGUGGGCAAGCGGAGGUCCGACCCCGCACGAGCCGCCCAGGCUGUGGUCUGGCGCCGGCCAGGGCCGCGCGUGCGGGCGUGGGCGGUGCACCGGCGCUACCAGAUGGGCGACCUCAUGGCCCUCCUCUCGGAGGACGGCUCCGAGAUAGAGGUCGUCGAGGUCCUCAUGCAGGUCUACCAGCCGCCGCCGACGGACGAUAUCUCGAGCUUCAAGCUUCCCCUGUUCGCCGUGGCAAUCUGCCUCGUCAUGGGCUUCCAGUACGUGAAGCAGAAGGGCGCGUUCGACCCAGGGCUCAUGGACGGCGACGGCGGCGACGCUCCAGCCAGCGAGUAGCCCGCGGGUCCGGCCGCCAGGGCGGGGUGGCGCGACGCCGCCUCCACGCGCGGUGGGGGCUGAAGAGCGCGGCAGCCAGACGCCUUCUGCGAGGCGCGCAUGCGCGCGCAUGUGCAGG
Messenger RNA from Prorocentrum cordatum, 2188 nucleotides. Lineage: Eukaryota; Dinophyceae; Prorocentrales; Prorocentraceae. The record is from the annotation of a GenBank genome assembly.